This is a messenger RNA of Leopardus geoffroyi (Geoffroy's cat), 2204 nucleotides long. It is a transcript of the gene HEXIM1, whose product is annotated as HEXIM P-TEFb complex subunit 1. Lineage: Eukaryota; Metazoa; Chordata; Mammalia; Carnivora; Felidae. The transcript has a single exon. Gene Ontology annotation, cellular component: nucleoplasm; cytoplasm; nucleus. Gene Ontology annotation, biological process: negative regulation of transcription by RNA polymerase II; negative regulation of cyclin-dependent protein serine/threonine kinase activity. Gene Ontology annotation, molecular function: cyclin-dependent protein serine/threonine kinase inhibitor activity; 7SK snRNA binding. The coding region runs from base 729 to 1808 and encodes 359 amino acids. The record is from RefSeq and is a predicted model, not a curated record.
AGGGCUGGGAGGCAGCAGUUGGAAGUUGGCAGGUGGAGAGGCAGGUUGGGAGGGGGAGUCGGGGGAGGAGGCGGAAGAGUUGCUGUCGGAAGGGGGAGGAGGGAGGGAGGAAAAGAGGAGGAGGCGGUGGAGAUCUGAGCUGAACCGAGCAUCGAGCCAAAGGGGAGAUGAGUUUGUCUGUCCUCGGCUGAGGCUCCGGCCGGGCCUAGGGAACUGGGAGCUCGGGUUGGAGCGACACCCGUGGAAGUGGGAGGAGGUGGCUCUGGGACUUUAACCCCUUGUGGGCUCUGCGGCAGGGGAUUUAACCCUUUGUGGAUUCGGCCCCUCGGAGGCAGCGUCAUCGGGUAGUUUUAACCCCUUCGGGGCUGGGUUUAACCCAUUGGACUUAACCUCAUCUCCUUGGCCACCAACUCCUCGAUCGUGGGGGCGCUCUGCGGGGAGGUUUGAGGUCCACCCCCUUUGCACAUUACGUACUGUUACUGCUGCUGCACCCCCCCGGACCCGCUUAGCUGGCCGCGUUGUGGGCACUUAACCCUUUAUUGACUUGAGCUCUCCCAAGUUGCAAUUGGAGUUUGUUGACAGAAGGACUGGCUAAAGGCGUCACUGCAGGAAUUACAGACCGAAGAGGACUCUGCUGGACGUUUUUUAAAAGAAAAGAAAAGCCUCUUUUUUCCUUAAGGACUUACAGCCAAAAUUUUUCAAACUUCGAGAAGAGGACUCUAUUAGCCAUGGCCGAGCCACUCUUGUCAGAAUACCAGCACCAGCCUCAAACUAGCAACUGUACAGGUGCUGUUGCUGUUCUUGAAGAGCGGAACCCCGAUCGCCCCCCAGGCGCGGAGGAGCGGGUGCCCGAGGAGGACAGUAGGUGGCAAUCGAGAGCGUCCCCCCAGUCGGGUGGCCGUCCGGGGCAGGAGGGGGAAGGGAGCUUGGAGCCCCAGUCGCCUCCCCUGCAGACCCCGGUCCGUCCAGAAGCUAACUGCCCGGAAGCAAGCGAGAAGGGCCAGAAUAGGGAUGAUUUGUCCGCUGGCGGAGCCCCCCUGCCGGCAGCCGGGGGAGAACCGAGGCCCGAGGCCGAGCCGCUCGCACAGCCAUGUCACGACUCCGAGGCCAACAAGUUGGGGGCUCCUGCUGCAGGGGGCGAGGAGGCGUGGGGACAGCAGCAGAGGCAACUGGGCAAGAAAAAACAUAGGAGACGCCCCUCCAAGAAGAAGCGGCAUUGGAAACCGUACUACAAGCUGACCUGGGAGGAGAAGAAAAAGUUCGACGAGAAACAGAGCCUGCGAGCCUCAAGGAUUCGAGCUGAGAUGUUCGCCAAGGGCCAGCCUGUCGCACCCUAUAACACCACGCAGUUUCUCAUGGAUGAUCACGACCAGGAGGAGCCGGAUCUCAAAACCGGUCUCUAUCCCAAGCGGGCCGCUGCCAAAUCCGACGACACCAGCGAUGAGGACUUCAUGGAAGAAGCGGGCGAGGAGGAUGGGGGAAGCGACGGGAUGGGAGGAGAUGGCAGCGAGUUUCUGCAGCGGGACUUCUCGGAGACGUACGAGCGGUACCACGCGGAGAGUCUGCAGAACAUGAGCAAGCAGGAGCUCAUCAAGGAGUACCUGGAGCUGGAGAAGUGCCUCUCGCGCAUGGAGGACGAGAAUAACCGGCUGCGGCUGGAAAGCAAGCGGCUGGGAGGCGACGACGCGCGUGUGCGGGAGCUGGAGCUGGAGCUGGACCGGCUGCGCGCCGAGAACCUCCAGCUGCUGUCGGAGAACGAACUGCACCGGCAGCAGGAGCGAGCGCCUCUGUCCAAGUUUGGAGACUAGACUGAAACUUUUGGGGGGGAGGGGGCAAAGGGGACUUUUUACAGUGAUGGAAUGUAACAUUAUACACAUGUGUAUAUACGACAGCGGACCUUUUUAUGACACAUAAUCAGAAGAGAAAAUCCCCCCGGCUUUGGUUGGUUUGGUAAAUUUAGCUAUGAUGUAGCUUGCGUGCUUUUUUCCUGUUCUUUAAUUAUGUGAAACUGAAGGGUUGCUUUUCUUGUUUUCCUUUUUAGUUAGGUUUUUUUUUUUUUUUUUUUAAUGUGUAAGUAACUUGACCAAGUUAUGAUGCAUUUUUUCUGUUAAAAAUCCCCUCCUUAAACGGAGCUAUAAGGUGGCCAAAUCUGAGAACCAUUAAAUUCAUUCUAGUUAUAAUAAAUUUAAUAUUUGUAAAUGUAA